AUGAACCGUCCCGCUCCAGUGGAGAUUACUUAUGAGAGUAUGCGCUUCCUAAUUACCCACAACCCAACCAAUGCAACCCUCAACAAAUUCACAGAGGUAAGGAGGCUAUCUAUAUUGUAUGUUUGAACAGGCAGCCAAAGAGUGCACAAAAGAUGCAGGCCAAUGUUGUAGUCUACCUAGAUGAGUGGUUUUCAAAUUUUCUUCCGGGAAGCCUAGUGGAAGUGGGAAGCUUAUCAAGGACUCUUCAGUGGAAAGAUCAGUAAUGAUAGACAACUGUAUCCUGCAGUUAUUGAGACCAGAUUCCAACAGAUGAUAGCUAAAAGGUAACUUGCCCAAUAUUGCCAAACUCCCCUGGCAAUACACAGACAUAGAAAUUGCUGGGUGAGUAAGUACUUGAUUAAUGUGGGACUAAAGUAGGGCCUAGUAGAGAAAUUCUCUAGAACUCUUAUCCAAAACCUGCAGUCCCAGGAUUUCUGGAGUGUAAAGCUGCAGUGACUCAUAUCUUGCAUGGCCUAUUUCUUUCUGGAAUCCCCAUGCACUAGGGCUGCUUGCUAGUCUUUCUCCCCCCUCACCUCUCUUCCUGUAGGGUUCCCCCCAAGAAAAGGCACUCUUGCAAGCAGACUACCUUGCUUGGAGCCCACAACAGUAUGUGGGUUGAAACAAGUUAACACAUGAAGUAUGAAAUAUGAAAGCAGGGAAGGCCAGAAUAUAAAUACAGUGUUCACACCUAGUCCAGGGAUAGUCCGGCUAUUGAUAUGCCAUGUCUGUAACUUUGUUACCUCAGUCAACAGAGCAACAGGGUCAGCAGGAAUCAUGAGAGAAGCGAUGACCAGCUUCAUGGUCUUUCAUGAUUGUUUACAUAGCACACACACAAACAUUGUGAUUCUCAGUAUAUCACCAUGUUGAAUAUUAUGAAACUGUUACCAUGAUGUGGACUUCAAACUGAUUUUGGAAAAUGUAUUGAUACACCAUCCAGUCCUAGAAGGUACAAGACUGCACUUACAAAAUUGACCUACAAAGUGUCCUCCUCUCUCUUUUCAUUCAUCCUUUCAUUCAUCCUCUACACCAGAUACUGGAAUUAAUCAGUGAAACUUAAUUGAGGAAUCAUUCAGACACUAAUAAAUUCAGGGUGGCUAAUCACCUGAGAGUUCUUCAGGGUGAUGUCACAACUGGGGAAUUUUGCUCUCAUUGUGUAUUGUGGGUAGAAUGUAUGUUAAAAGUAAAUUAAGGGAUUUUGAAGUUCAGCUUGGUUUUUUUCACGUUUUGCAACUAAACCAGAGUUGUGUUUGUGUGCCUUAGAAUUUAUACUUGUAAUGCAUUUCCAGGAAGCCAGAAAACAAGGCUGUCCUUUAGACCAGAAACGUCUGAGGCUACAUAACCCAGACAACCACAUGCUUCCAUUUAAAGAAGAUUGGGGUGCUAACUUUGCUGUUCCACUUUGCCUUUGUGUUCCUUUUUCUUGUUUGGGCCACUUUACAAGUAAUACUUUUCAGUACUUACCUCUCUUCUAGCUUGUAAAAUGUUAAAUGUGUUUUCUUUUAUGCUACCAUAUGUUCUCUCUCUUGUUUUGAAUAACUCGCUUCCAAUUUAAGGACAAGGGUGCUUCUUAAACAAAUGGGAUGGUAUCCAGCUAAGUCUUACUUGGAGUGAGCACACUUAAACCAAUGGUCAUGACUAACUUGGGUCCAUUAAUUUCUGUGGAUUUACUCUGAGCAGAACUUGGUGGAUACAACCUAGUAUGAUUAAUGUUGGAUAUCACCUACUAGGCUUUAGAUUAUGUUUUAGAUGAUUUUGUGCUGCAGAUUUAAACUUUUUGAAAUAAAUACUAUUAUUCAAAGAUUUUCAAAAUAUCCAGCUAACAACCAUGGUAACAAAUAUUAACAAUAAAUGGAUUCACAGUACCACUGUUGCAAUAGUGUGCAAUGCAAAGUCAAUUACAUUAACCUAAAGAGUCUAUCCAAAAUUUGCACACUUAAACUUAACCAGUUGCAAAUUAAAUAAUGAAGGAGAAAGGAACAGGCUUUGUGCAGCUCCCAAGGCUUUUAAGAGCUCUGUAGUUCCAGCUGUUUUAAGAGAAGACUCUCGUUGACUUCUCAGUCUGUCACACCCAUUGCUUCAUUGUGGAUCCUUCCAUUGGCAGGUCAUCCUUUCUGCUUAUCCUCCUUUACACCCUGCUGUUUCUGGAGAAGUUGAAGUAUGUGCAGCAGUAAUUCAAGGAAGAGAUAGUUUUCCUUGGAAGGCUGCCCCAGGCUGUCACCUGUCAUCAGUUAUUCAUACAGCUUUGCAUGCCUCUGGAAGCAAAGGUAUUUUUUCACUUGGUAUGAAAAGUUGAUUUGACUUUGUUUUUUUCUAAAAGGAGCUGAAGAAGUAUGGAGUGACAACCUUGGUGCGUGUCUGUGAUGCUACCUAUGAUAAAGCACCAGUUGAAAAAGAAGGAAUUCAAGUUCUGGUGAGUAUAAAAUUCUGAGAGGGAAUUAUGAUUCAGCAGAAAAUGGCGGGGGUUUUUUGAACUGCCUAGUGGUCUUGCUUCCUAGUGAGAUGGCACUGUCUGGGCUAGCCUGCAGCUGUGGAACUGUGCCUCACUUGGGCAUGGAUUCUGGGUCACUGAGCAAUCUACAUUCCUGCCAUAUCAGGUGCAUUCAAGUAUUUGGCUAAUCAGUUUGGGGGAUUGAGUUCCAAUGUCUCUGUGUUUCUCUAAAGAUAGACUUUUGUGAGUGUUAACUAGAUAAACCUUGCCAGUGGGGAUACCCAUCUGCCUUCAGCUUUAAAGCCAGGAACAAGUGUGUGUGUGCAUGAGAAAGUGAGUGCCACGGCACAGCACUAUGUUUUCUUGGCUGGAAAAUGAUUUUGUCCUGGGAGAAGGGGAGAGAGAGAGAGAGUAAAUUGAAGUAGUUCAGGGCCAGGGGAACUACAGAGGCAGCAAAGUAAGCCUUCUUUGCUGCCUUCACUGUCACUAGGUAGGCUUGAUGAUGAGCCCUCACCAGCAUUUGACCAGAGUUUUCUUCCACUCACAUUUGAGCCGCCUCCCAGCUUGUUUCCUUGACUUAAGCUAUGGAGUAUAACAGGGAGCCAAGUGGGCUCCACAAAGCAGGAGGGGGCCUUCAGGAACAAUUGUGUCAUCAACAUACCCAAAUUUAAAAACACAUGUUAAAAAGCGGUUGAAAACAUUUUAAAAUUCUUUAAACAAUUAGGAUAAUAAUAACAGCAACAGAAUCCACCAACAACCACCCCCCUAAACAAUACCCCAACCCAAGAUUCUGUUCAUCUGCCUCAGCUUUUGUAGCUGGAGUCGGUCAGGGCCCUACCCUCCCAGGCCAGGUGGCAAAGGCCUGCAAGGGAGCAGGUUCUCCAGAAGUCACAGCCAAGAUCAUCUCUUGUGUCAAGCAAUGCCUGGAAAAUAAUCUCUGCUGCAGCAUGAAAAGGUAGUGAUGAGAGAGAUCUAUGUUGCCUGAUACUCAGACUACUCUCUCCUAGAAGUCAACAGCAUCAUCUUGUGACUGUAGGCCAGCCCUUCCUCUUGCCCUUGUUUUCUCUAGUGUGACAGAAGAAUGGCCACUUAUGGUGUUCUUGAUCUGAGCAAUUGCAACAAAUAGCUUGCUAUGUAUACCUCAUUCCCCACCCUUGCCUCCACUGCCUGCAGCAGUAGUUCAGUCCAUUCUGAGCGGACUAUCUCUAAACCAGUUCCACAGGAUAAGGAACUCUGCCCAGAUCUUUCCAAUGCCUUGACUUACCUCUGGGCUCUUAGUUUGCCAGCAAAACCUGAAAAAACUGUUAGAAGAAAAUGGAAAUAAAAAAUAAAGCUGUUCACCAAGAUGUUCUAGUCUCCCAACAAUUGUGUCACAACCAUCCGUGAGAUAGGUUUGGCUGAGGGAUAGCUACACUACCUCAAAGGAUGGUUGUAAAGAUAAAAUGUUUGUCCAGACUUUACUUGUAGAGAUGUUUAGGAGAUGGGACACACAAAGCAAUUGCUUAUUCUACCCUAACACAUGGUAAUAGGUCAUCAGAAUUAGACAUAAGCUGAUUGAACUGGUAGUGUUCAAUACAUUUAAUGCAGGAAAAGGCAAGGGAGGUGGGGUGGAUAAUGCUGGCAUUGUUCCAUGCCAGCUGCUGACACUUCACAGGUUCAUGUGUCUGAUUUUAAAAAUAGCUUGUCUAAACAGCAGACAUGGCUUAGGAAAGACAAGGUUGAAUUAUCUUCUGAAAAUGUUUCUGCAAUAUAGUGCCUGCAGAAAAGCAGGUGUACUUUUGAAAAAAACAGUAGACUUUCCUGAGGCUGCUGUGAGAUCAGGAUUGGCCCAAAAUGCAUGUCUGCUGUCAUUAGGUGCUGAGCGAUAACAAGCUGAGAGCGGAGUAUAAGCUGAAUGAUUUGGUUGAACAAGCUGAAGUUCGAUCUAGGAGACUCGUUGUGUGGCCUUUGGCAAAUCCUUCUGGCUCACCAUCAGUUCCCUCAUAUGUAAAAUUAGGAUAAUUGGGGCCAGCUUCACAGGCUUGUUGUGAAGGCAAAUAAACAUGAAGCAAAUGUAGUACAAUAUAAAUAUUACUCCCAGUAGCAAUGAAUGGCAGCGUCUAUGCUUCUAGGGCUUGUUAAUCUAAAGGGUUGAUCUUUUGAGCUGUGGAAUUUCCUCAGCGCCACUUGGCUUGUUAAAAGAAGCACUCAGUGCUUUCCUGGAUGAGGCCAUGCUUAAUCAAAUUUAACUGAAUGUCUGCUAGGGGGAACUUUUCAUUUGAGUGAUUCCACCACUGAAUGUCAGUUCUUGUACUUCCUUUCAUCUGCCCAUUGGAAGUCCCCCUGGUGCUGGCAUCUGGCCUGAUAAGCUGCUGCAGUGGAAGCCUUGUUUAGCUGUUAACCUGUGAAAAACCCCAGGCUUUGCAGUCUCAGCAUUGGUAGUCUUAUUGUGGUGCUUGAGGUCUAUUCUGGGAACUGUGAUCAGUGGCUGACAGUUUCAUGCUGAUAACGUGGUGUUCUGUUGAGCAGGCAUCUCAGCAGAAGAGAUACAAUGAAGGAUUUGCUCUUUCCUUUCAGCUCUCAAUGGAUCUUUCCUCAGGGUGCUCAAAGGAAGACAUGUUUUAUCUUUCUGCCCUAUUUGGGGGUCAUAUCUUUUGUCUAUGGCCUUGGCUCCUCCAAGCCUGCCACCUCUAAGUUUCCUGUUUUCUAAGAGGAUUCUACCCAUUCUGUCUCUGCCCCUUCUUCUCAGAACACCUUUGUAGGGUGGCGUUCUUCCCCUUCCCUCCAAAUCGUGAAAAUACACUUUUGAAGUUUUGGUUUCCAUUUUCUAAUAAAGCAAAGGCAAUAAUGGCAACUAUAAAAAAGUAAGAGAAGAAAUCAAAGCAAGAAAAGUGGGAUACGAAGAGAGAGGAAGGAGCAGUAAUAAUAUAUAAUAAUUAUAAUAAUAGCAUUAUAAUUCCAGGCAAUUGUCCUUCAUAAACAUAAUAUCCAAUAAUGUUUUUUCAUAGGAAUCCAUGAGAAGAGGGGGCUGCCAGUCAUGUUCCUUAACUUACACCGCACUUAAACAGAUAACAUAAUUAAAUAUUUUGCUAUGGCUAAAACAAUAAAACUCCCUCACCCUGAGCCAUGUGAACAUUGUCUCCUGUCCCUCAAAAGAUACCAGCCUUUUCUCCUUACUGCCCUGUACUGUUUGGAACUACCUCCUAGAGGUGUCCUAACUUAUGAUCAUCAAAUCACUCCUAAAAGCUCACCUUUUCCUUGAAGCUUUUGGCACAGCCUUUAAUUUCAACAUUGUACUGUAACCCAGCCUAAACAUGUGCAACUGAAACAACUGCAUAUUGCUUCCAUGUUUAUCCCUGCCUCCCCUUCCAUGUGUUUGAUUUACCCGUGUUGAAUUUAAGAUUAUAAGCUUCUUGAGGCAGGAAUCUUUCCUCAUGUACAGUCAUACCUUGGGUUACAGACACUUCACAUUGCAUGUUUUCGGGUUGUGCACCGCUCUUAACCCGGAAGUACCGAAACGGGUUACAUCCGGGUUUCGGCACUCGCACAUGCACAGAAGUGCUGAAUCGCGACCUGCGUGUGCGCAGAUGCGGUGCUGCAGGUUGCAAACGUGCCUCCCACACAGAUCACGUUCGCACCCGAGUGUCCACUGUUUUUGGAAAGUGCUGUACACACUAAAGGUGCUAUAAAUGAAAAAAAAUUAAAAAUAUACUAUAUGAACCAAAUUAGCAUCAAAACAGUGUAUUGAUGCCACAAUAAAAUGCAGACCAUAAACGCUUACAACUGAUAUCCCUCCCAGAUAUCAUAUUCAGUAUUCAAGGUAUUGCUGUCACACACAUGAAAGUGAGAGUAUGCUUUUUUCUCUUGUUAUUGCCAAAGUGGUAUAAUUAGUUGCCAAAUUUGUUUUGUUUAUUGUAAAACAGAUUUAUAUCACUCUUCAUUAAAAAAUUCAGACACAACACAUGGAAAGUCAAUUAAAAUCCAAUAAAUACAGGUUGCAGGUACAACAAUUUAGUGGUAGCAAUGCCCAGAGUGGGAGGGAGAAAAGGAAGGUGCAAUGAUUCAGGCAGACUUAAGUUGCAUCUGCCCGAGAAAUGGGAUGGGAAAUUUUGGAACAAGAUGGAGAUAGAUUGAAAUUGCAGAGUUUUGAAAAACUAAAAAACAAAGUGUGAGACUGGCUUCAUUAUUAUCAGAUAAUGGAGGCAUACAAUUUGGACAAGAAAAUCGGCUUCCAGCUGGAAAAAUCAAAAUUAGAAACAGAAUUGUUAGAACCUAAAACCAAGAUUUUGUCAAAGAUGUAUAACUUGCUGUUGAAAUGGAAUACUCAGGAUGAAACGGUGAAAUCUGCUAUGAUUAAAUGGGACAAGACGUUGGACAUAACAUAAUGAUGGCUGACUGGGAACAGUUAUGGACCACAGGUAUGAAGUUUACGGCAUGCAAUGCCUUAAGAGAGAAUAUUAUGAAAAUGAUAUACAGGUGGUACAUAACCCCAGUCAAGCUUGCAAAAAUCUAUCAUUUGCCCGAUAACAAAUGUUGGAAAUGCAAAGAAACUGAAGGUACAUUCUUUCACCUUUGGUGGACGUGCCCAAGGAUUAAGGUUUUCUGGGAGAUGAUUUAUAAUGAAUUAAAAAAGGUAUUUAAAUAUACCUUCUUGAAGAAACCAGAGGCCUUUCUCCUGGGCAUAGUCGGCCAAUCGGUGUUAAAGAAGGACAGAACUUUCUUUAUGUAUGCUACAACAGCAGCAAGAAUACUUAUUGCAAAGUAUUGGAAGACACAAGACCUACUCACACUGGAAGAAUGGCAGAUGAAAAUGAUGGACUACAGUGGUGCCUCGCAAGACGAAAUUAAUUCGUUCCGCAAGUUUUUUCAUCUAGCGAAUUUUUCGUCUUGCGAAUCACGAAUUCCCAUAGGAAUGCAUUGAAAAUCAAUUAAUGCGUUCCUAUGGUCAAAAAAAGUCCAAACAAAGCCAAAUUUGGUACAACAACCUCCCCAACUGUUGCAAACCCCUCCCCAACUGUUCCCCCAGCCCCUCCCCAACUGUUGCAAACCCCUCCCCAACUGUUCCCCCAGUCACCCAGCACACAGAAAUUCAAAUCCAGAAAUUUUUUAAAAAAACAGCAGAGUGGCCCAGUGGUCACAGAAAAUCAUAAAAAUGCAGAAAAAAACACACAAGCUUCCAGAUUCCUGCAAACCCCUCCCCAACUGUUCCCCCAGCCACCCAGCACACAGAAAUUCAAAUCCAGAAUUUUUUUAAAAAAAUAGCAGAGUGGCCCAAUGGUCACAGAAAGUCAUAAAAAUGCAGGAAAAAACCACACAAGCUUCCAGAUUCUUGCAGACCCCUCCCCAACUGUUCCCCCAGCCACCCAGCACACAGAAAUUCAAAUCCAGAUUUUUUUUAAAAAAACAGCAGAGUGGCCCAAUGGUCACAGAAAAUCAUAAAAAUGCAGGAAAAAACCACACAAGCUUCCAGAUUCUUGCAAACCCCUCCCCAACUGUUCCCCCAGCCACCCAGCACACAGAAAUUCAAAUCCAGAAUUUUUAAAAAAACAGCAGAGUGGCCCAAUGGUCACAGAAAAUCAUAAAAAAUGCAGAAAAAAGACACACAAGCUUCCAGAUUCUUGCAAACCCCUCCCCAACACCAAGUCCUUGAAUUCCAAACACCCCAACCCAAAAUCCAACCCCCCCAAAAAAGUUUUAAAAGCUUAACUUGGCUGCAAAAGAAGUUUUGGAAAAGCUUCAAAAAUCACCAAAGUCUUUAAAAACCUCAAAAAAGGCUACUAUGUACACUGCGUUCUAUGAGUUGCUCCUCGAAGUCAAGUCACAACUGUAUUAAUGGUGUUAAGAAAAAGGAAACAAACUUGCAAGACGUUUUCGUCUUGCGAAGCAAGCCCAUAGGGAAAUUCGUCUUGCGAAGCAGCUCAAAAACGGAAAACCCUUUCGUCUAGCGAGUUUUCCGUCUUGCGAGGCAUUCGUCUUGCGGGGCACCACUGUACAUGGAAUUGGUGGAAAUGACUGGCAGAAUCCGAGACCAGGGAGAAGAGUCGGUGGAAGAAGAUUGGAAGAAAUUUAAAGACUAUUUACAGAAAUAUUGCAAAAUUAAUGAAUGUUAAAAUGAUGUUGGAUUGAAGUUAAGUGGUUUCUAGCUGUAAUGGUAUAAAAGAAUAUGGAAAAAUUGGAUUUUUAAUAGGUAAAAAUUUAAUGCUAUAAUAAGAUUAAAGAUCAGGAUAAAAUAAGGAGGGAAAGGAAUUGCUGAACUAAUAAAUUGAACUGGAAUACAAAAAAGGGAGGCAUGAGGAGGUCCGGGAAACAAGUAAAUGAAAGAUAAGUGACGAAAAGAUGGAAUUGUUUUUAAUUUUUUUUUUUUUGCAUUUUUUCUUUUUUCAUGUAAUAUUGUGAAAACUUUAAUAAAUAUUUAUAAAAAAAGAAGAAGAAGAGAGAAAUGGGAUGGUUACGGGUCUUCUGAAAAGAAGUGGGGUGGCAUUCCACCAUGCUUUGAAUACUGAGAGGAAGUAACAUGUUCUGUCUCCUUCUUCCAAAGGACUGGCCAUUUGAUGAUGGAGCACCACCUCCAAGUGAAAUCGUGGAUGACUGGCUUAACCUUUUGAAAACAAAAUUUCGUGAGGAACCUGGCUGCUGCGUUGCUGUACACUGUGUUGCAGGGCUUGGAAGGUAAACUUCCUGUUCUCUGAUUGGAGAGGUUGAUUUCAGGAUUUCCUGUUUCUUGCAGUUAAAUCUGUGAUUUGAGGUCUGUAGCACAACAAACCCACCAGUAUAUUGAGACACAUUUGGUUGUCUGCUAGGAUGCUGACUCAUUGGUUUCAAACACUGCUGUCCUCCUCCCCAGCCGUUUUUUCAAGAUUCCUAAAUCAACAGGGAUAGUUCUCAUCUAACACCAACCCCAUGCUCCAUUGUAAAGCACUGCAAUUAAAUUUUAAGUUUUUUACCCCAUGAAGAAUAGGCCCUUGGGUUUUUAAGAGGAGACCUUUUAAAUCACUAAGUUUGGCUUAGGCACUCUUGAAGCAAGCUGCCCACAACUAGGACAGCUGCAAAGUAGUAAAUGGGUAGAUAGUUCCUUCCCUUGCAGUCAUGCUUAUGCACAAGGUAAGAAUUGUAAUCUGCUGGUGCGUGCUGUGGCUCUUGAUGAUUUGACCUCUCCAGUGACCAGUCAUUUUAAGUUGCUUAUGAUAGCUGCUGGCGCUCCCUUCUUAAUUGCAAUUGCAUUCCUCAACAUAAUCAAUAUUGUGAAACAAUGCACUUGCUAAAAUUGGAGUGCCAGGAACCGCUGCCCUGAGCUACUUUGUGCCACAUGCCAGCAGGACUGUUAACAUUGGUCAAUGGAUCAGUUUAUCAAAACAUUUUGACCUUAAAUAUUCCCUUGAUUAAUUGGAAAAACUGCAGGUGGCAGGUACUUUUCUUUAAGAUGCAUCGCCCAUCUAGUCUCAAUUAUAGUUGAUAAACUUUUUAACUGAAAUGUGCAAACAGUGUUGCUGUCCUAUAUUGGGCACCCAUAAAGCUAUCGAUUUCAUACUGCAUGCAGCAUUAAACAAAGCAGGCCAAUAUUGUUCUGUAGCUGAGAAAGAGAGAGCGAGAGCGAAAAGCAGUCUUGAGCCCAUGGCUGCACUAAUUGGAUCUAUUUUUGAGAGGUUUACUGGACCUAGUUUAAAUUUGUAUUGAUUUCUCUUCUCCUUCCAGAGCCCCAGUUCUGGUUGCCCUAGCACUCAUUGAAUGUGGAAUGAAGUAUGAGGACGCUGUGCAGUUUAUAAGACAGUAAGUGUUGCCCCUCUUCUCACUUUCUGUAGCAUUCUUUGCAUUGAGCAAUCUUCUGUCACAAGGUUGGUUAGCAGCUGCUGCUUCCUCAUAGCAUUGCUGAGCUUGUGACAUACAAAAAUGUUUGAGGCCUAGGCACAGUCCCUCCUUCUGGGUGGUGAUUAGACAGAAUUAGCUAGGCUUGUGACUUGGGCCACUUGGAUAUAACAUUCACUUAAGAACAAGCAAGCUACAGAACUGCCCCCCCCCCCCCCGUUUGCUUUAUUGGGAAACUGACCAAGUCUUUUGGAAUACAGAAUAAAUGUAGCCCGUCUUGGCUGGCACUGCUGAUCUUAGGCAUUACUUUGCUACAACCCAGCUAGUAGAAGUCAGUCAUUCCAAAGGAAUCCAGAAUUGGGGGGGGGGGGCUAGCAGGUAAUGGAGCCCCCUCCUUCUGCUUUUAAAAUAAGAGGCAGAUGGCUCUUAGGCACAUCAUGCUUUUCUUUAUUUAUUUUAAUGAGACACUUUGCUCCACAUGAACUGUAGUCUGAUGAGUUCACCUCAGAGCAGAGAUAAGCAUGUCAGUACGGCCUGUGUUUACUGAUUAUUGCAUUCUUACCCUACCUUUCCUCCAACAAGACCAGAGCAGCGCACAUGAUCUCCCCACCCCAUUUUAUCCUGUGUGAGGCAGGCUGGGCUGAAAGGUCAUAUUGGGAGUCAUGCUAAAGUUAAAGCUUCAGCUUGUGUAUUUAAACUGCAGUUCCCUGUUUUGUCCAGUUAAGGCAAAUUGAGUUGUUUUAUACAGUCAUACCUCGGGUUAAAGUCGCUUCAGGAUGAGCGUUUUCAGGUUGCGCUCCGUGGCGACCCGGAAGUAACGGAAUGGGUUACUUCCGGGUUUUGCAGCUCGUGCAUGCGCAGACGCUUAAAAUGACAUCACGCGCAUGCACAGAAGCGGCGAGUCGUGACCCGCAGACACGGGUUGCGUUCUGCUCAGGAUGUGAACGGGGCUGCAGAACGGUUCCUGUUCGCAUCCAGAGGUAUCACUGUAAUGCACACUUUAAUAAUAUUUGUUUGUGCUGAAAGGAGGAAGAAGGGGAGUGCAUGAGCCUAAGGUACACUGGAGUGUGUUCUCAUCUCAACAAACGAUAGAUUUAUUAUGUCUGACACUGGUGAAUGACCCAAAGUCACAUAAUGAGUUUCAUAAACUGAGUAGGAUUUUGAACAUGAAUAAUAUAUUAUUAUUUUUCCUCACAGAUUAGAAUUUGGCUGUCACUAUUUAGACUGGGUUCUUGGGUUACCUUGAUGGUGUAGGAGCCAUAUCUUUCCAACCCCACCGGGUAACACGAGAAGUCUGGGGCCAUAUGAGUUCCUUAAGGCUCAAUAUAGAGUCUGGGGGGAUCUCAUCAGAAUGAAAAAUGCACCUGUGUAUGGCAAGCAAGUUUGUGGACCUCCCUGCCAGUGUUUAACGCAUUUUCCAAAGACUGACACUAGCAUGGGGAGGAGCUGCAGUGAGCUUUUCCUUUGUGGUUUAAGGCUAACGUUGCAGAAAAGAAAGAGUGACAGUAAUGUAAUAACUCUGUCUUAAUUAACUAAAGCUUUUGUUGAUCAACCUAUUAAACUGAUCAGAGCUUGCAGUCUUAAUGAUACUUUAUAGAUCCAGUUUCAUCUGCAUAUGCACCUCAUGUUUUCUUUCUCUUGGCUUCUGCCAAGCUUGAAAUGAAGCAGAGGUACCAUAUAGGAAGUUAGGUGUGAGCUGUGCAGGCCUGGAGGUCUGUGCAGGUCUAUUAAGAAUGUCAGACAAACUUGCUGGAUGAUGCCAGGAUCCUAUUCUCACAGUGGCUCAACAGUUGCCUGUUGGAAACCAGCAAGCAGAAUUCAAGCACCAGAACAACUGGUAUUGCUACAUCCAACUGGAGAAAUGCAUUUAGUGUUUGUGCUUGAGAUCUAAUGCCUUGGAUGUGCUUCUGUUUCAGGAAGAGGAGGGGAGCUUUCAAUUCUAAACAACUGCUCUACCUUGAGAAAUACCGACCGAAGAUGCGAUUACGCUUCAGAGAUGCCAACGGCCACUGCAUUAUGCAGUAA
Molecule: messenger RNA, 12274 nt
Organism: Podarcis lilfordi (Lilford's wall lizard)
Lineage: Eukaryota; Metazoa; Chordata; Lepidosauria; Squamata; Lacertidae
Source: the annotation of a GenBank genome assembly